Molecule: messenger RNA, 420 nt
Organism: Parascedosporium putredinis
Lineage: Eukaryota; Fungi; Ascomycota; Sordariomycetes; Microascales; Microascaceae
Source: the annotation of a GenBank genome assembly
AUGAAGGCCUUCUUCACCGCCGUCUUCCUCCCCAUCGCCGCCCUCGCGGCCGCCACCCCGGCCGGCGUCGCCCCGCCAAGCGCGGCGUCUGCGCCCCGGCACCUACCAGUGCGACAACUCCCCGCCGCCGGCUGGGGCUGGGCCGUCUGCAACGCCCAGGGCGACUGGGUCCGCGGCGGCGACUGCAAGCGGGGCGAGUUCUGCAGCAUGAACCCCCUCAACGCCAGCCCGUACUGCCUGCCCGUCCCCGAGGGCGAGUGCCCCCGAGCUCUUCCGCUGCAUCGAGAACAACGGCGCCCCGGCUGGUCCAUCGACGUCUGCAACGAGGCCGGUCGCUGGGCCGAGAGGGUCCGCUGCCCCUCGGGCCAGGUCUGCCGGUACGGUGCCGUCCGCGGAUACCCUUACUGCACUGCUCCUUAA